AUGAGGUUGAUUCGAGAGCUGUUUAGUUGUGUAGGAGCGGAAGCUAUUAUUCAUGUUCCGCUUAUUGAGGACGUUACUAUUGAUCGAUUGGUUUGGAAGGAUGAAAAGGACGGAGAAUAUAGUGUUCGAUCAGGGUACCGUGUUUGGAAAAAUAGGUAUAAGCUUCCUAUUCCGGAGCCUAAUGACGUUAAUUGGAUUGGGUUGUGGUCUAUUUUUGCUCCUCCUCGAGUGAAACAUCUUCUUUGGCGAAUUUGCUCAGGAUGUUUGCCCUCUCGGGUUCGGCUAAGUCAGCAUCAUGUCCCUUGUCCACUUACAUGUCAGUUUUGUGGGGUGGCUGAGGAGGAUGAUUGUAAGGAGGAUAGGAAGGUAGUCGGCCGUUUUGCUAUGAUGGUAGAAAUUUUAUGGCAUAAUAGGAAUGAGUUCAUUUGGAACAAUGAAAAGGAGGAGGCAUCGAGACUUGGGUGGUUAGCUUUUCACAAGUGGCAAGAGUGGUGGUUGGCUCAAAAUUCUCAAGAUGACGAAAUGAUCCCCCUUCACAUUCAUCAAUGGAUUCCCUCCCCUCCUGAAGCGGAGGCUUUGGCUUUGAAGGAAGCUAUCCAAGGAGCUUUAGUACUCCAUCUUGAUCAUGUUGUUUUUGCAAGCGAUUCUCAACAAGUGGUGCAAGCUAUCCAUUCAAAUUCCAUAGGAGGGUCCGAGUUCAGUUUUAUCAUUCGUUUUAUUAAGUUGUUGUUACUUUAUUCUCCAAACUUUGAGUUUGGAGUUGUUGUUGUCACAAGACACUUUCGUUCUAUACCACGUGCUGCAAAUUUAUUUCGUAUCGACGGGAGUUUACAGAUAUGGUUCACUUAUGAUUAUGCCCCUUAA
This is a messenger RNA of Vicia villosa (hairy vetch), 864 nucleotides long. RefSeq lists its product as uncharacterized. The coding region runs from base 1 to 864 and encodes 287 amino acids. NCBI's taxonomy places the organism in Eukaryota, Viridiplantae, Streptophyta, Magnoliopsida, Fabales, Fabaceae. The record is from RefSeq and is a predicted model, not a curated record. Gene Ontology annotation, molecular function: nucleic acid binding; RNA-DNA hybrid ribonuclease activity. The transcript has 4 exons.